AUGGAUGACACUGAAGACUACAUUGCAAUAGUUGGAAUUGGCUGUAAUUUCCCAGGAGGUGAAGGCAUUGAUAAUUUCUGGCAAGUAAUUGUUGAGGGAAGAAACUGCGCAGUAGACAUCCCCAGUGAAAGGUUUGAUGUCAAAAAGUGGUAUGAUCCAGAUUAUAACAAACCGGGCAAAUCCUGGACCUGUCGAGCAGCUCUCAUCGAGGGACUGGAUGAAUUUGAUAACAAGCUCUUUGGAAUUUCCAAUUCGGAGACUGAAAACAUGGAUCCACAGCACAAAUUACUGCUUGAAUCUACCUUUCGUGCAUUGGAGGAUGCAGGAUACCCAAUGGAGAGUGUCAGUGGAAGCAACACUGGAGUCUUUAUAGGUCUUAUGAACAGAGAUUCGGAAUCAAUAUUUAAUGCUUAUGAAUCCUCAAUCAAUCAUUUUAAUGGCACUGGGACAGCAUCGAGUAUUGCAGCAAACAGGGUAUCUUACUGCUUCAAUCUGAACGGUCCGUCCAUGGUAAUAGACACUGCCUGCUCGUCCUCUCUUACAGCUCUGCAUUACGCCUGUCAAGCCAUCAAACAAGGAGACUGUGAGAUGGCGGUGUGCGGUGGUGUGAGCUGUAUUCUCGAACCAAGAAUAUUUGUUGCUCUUACCAAAGCAAAAAUGAUCUCUCCAGAUGGAAUAAGUAAACCAUUUUCCAAAAUGGCAGAUGGAUACGGAAGAGGAGAAGGAGCUGGAAUUGUUUUACUUAAAAAGCUGAACAAGGCAAAGCAAGACGGCAGCAAAGUGUGGGGAGUCAUAUGUGCCAGUGCAGUAAAUCAAGAUGGAAGAUCAAUGACACCAAUAACCAAACCAUCUCAAAGACAGCAGGAAGCUUUGCUGAAGACAAUCUAUUCUAUCAUUGACCCAUCUACAGUGCAGUACGUGGAAGCUCAUGGCACUGGAACCCCUGUUGGGGAUCCUGUGGAAGCAGCCAGCAUUGGAAACAUUAUUGGGAAAAAUUGUUAUAGUGGAUCUCCUCUAAAGAUCGGCUCAGUUAAAGGAAAUAUUGGUCACACAGAGUCUGCUUCCGGGGUGGCUGGUUUAAUUAAAGUUCUCCUAAUGAUGCACCAUGAAGUGAUUCCUCCAUCAUUGCAUUAUUCCAAAGAUCUAGGAAUUAUACAAAUAGAAGAAGCCAAUUUAACUAUUCCAAUAACUCCUGAAAAAUGGAGGGCUGAUAGUAAAUUUGGUAGAGUGGCCAGCAUUAACAGUUUUGGGUUUGGUGGGACUAAUGUUCAUGUUGUGCUGAAGCAACAUAAACAAAAUUGCUCAAAAUGUUUAUCAAAAAGGCCUGUUGAAAUGUUUGUUGUAUCUGCAGCUUCCAGUAAAUCCCUUCAACUCACCAUUGAAGACACAAAGCAGCAGUUAAACAAAGUGGACUCUUUGUCUUUUGAGAACUUGGUCUACACAUCUGUAUGUAGAAGAAGUCACAGAAACUUCAAAUUUAGAAAAGCAUUUCUAGCAUCAUCCUUAAAACAUUUACAAGAACAACUAGCAAAAGCAAACACUGAAUCAUUUCCUGCACAAAGAAGUCCUGAACUAGUGUUCGUGUUCUGUGGUAAUGGACUUCUAUAUAAAGGGAUGUGCAAGAUGUUACUGAGAUCAGAACCGGUAUUUAGAAAGAAAUGCAUUGAGAUAGAUGAGUUACUUCAGGUGUGUACAUCUCUUUCCAUGGUGAAGUUACUAGAGAGUGAGUUUGAUGACUUCUCCAGACCAGACAUUGCACAGUUACUGCUCUUUACCAUUCAAACUUCAUUAGUGGCUCUACUGAGACAUUGGGGAGUCAAACCAGACACUAUCGUUGGACACUCAGUUGGAGAAGUUGCUGCCGCCCAUUGUUCUGGACUUCUUUCACUUCAGGAUGCUGUGAAAGUGAUUUAUUACAGGAGCACAUUGCAAUCCAAAGUCACUGGAGGGACAAUGCUGGUAGUGAGCAAUAUACCUGUGACCGAAAUAUCAAAAGAUAUCAGGUCAUACGGACAAAGAAUAAACAUGGCCGCUUAUAAUAGUCCUACCUCAUGCACAGUGUCUGGCAAUGCAGAAUCAAUAGUAAAACUCCAUGAUCAAUUAAACCAACAGUACAGCAAAAGGAACAUAUUUCUUUACAAAUUAGAUGUUCCUGCAGCAUACCACAGUCAUUUGAUGGAUCCUAUAUUAGAGGAGAUAAAAGACAAACUGCAAGAUCUAACACCACACAAGCUUGAAAUAGAUCUUAUCUCCACUGUCACCGGAGAGAAAGCUACUAAUGGAGAUUUUACAACUGGUGAUUACUGGGCCAGAAAUAUUCGAGAGCCAGUUCUUUUUGACAAAGCUAUAAGAUCUUCUAUUAAACAUAAUGAAAAUGCAGUGUUUAUUGAAAUUGGUCCGAGGAGAGGCUUAGAGCGCAAUAUUAAGGAAAUUGUGGGGCAAACCAGUAAUGUUUUGCCUGCAAUUCAGCUGGACAAGGAAUACGAGAUAAUAUUUUCCAUUCUGGUGAAACUUUUUACAGAAGGAUACAAUCCUGACUGGUGCAACAUCUAUGAAACAUAUAAAUCUCCACCAGCAGCUAUUCCCAGAUAUCAGUUUGACCAUGUUAAAAAAUACAUCAACUUUGAGAAAAUCCAUCAAGGAAACCAAAGUUUUGCCAAAUGGAGUCAUUCUCUAAUUCACAGUAUGAACGAAGAUUUCACAGAAUUUAGAUGCACAGUCUCUAAAGAACACACACCCUACAUCUAUGAACACAAAAAUAAUGAAAUGGUGUUAGUUCCAGGAUCAUUCUAUGUAGAGCUUGCUCUGACAGCUACAAUUUCCAGUUUAAAGCCUAAAGUGCCUUUGAGUUCACUCAGUGUGUACAUACAUUUCAAUAGGCCUUGUAUUGUUAACCAGGAAACUCUUAACUUAACUAUUAAGCUGGAAGAAAUGAACAAAGUGACACAUUUUGAAAUCUUGUCUUCACAUCUUUACGCAAGUGGAAAAAUAGAAAGAAACUUCAUAUCUGUAGAAGAAAAGAAAAUCUCAUUUCAACAUAUCUUAAAAAGAUGUAAUUUAGUUUUGAAACAAGAUGAAGUUUAUGAAUCCCUAUCACUUUUUGGAUUUCAGUAUGGGAAAGCAUUCCGACAACUAUCAGACAUACACUAUGGGGGAGAAUUAAAGGAAGGUCUUGCGAGAGUCACUGUGACGGAAGAGAUCGAGGAAACAAUGUAUGAGAAUUACAUUCAUCCGGUAGUCCUAGACAGCUUUUUUCAAAUGAGUGUCAUUGCGGGAACACAAGACAAAGAACCCACAGUCCUCUUCCCCUCUGAAGUGGGAAGUCUUACAAUACUCAGGCCUCUACAAAAAGUAAUGUAUAUACACCUAAAAACAAUAAAAAAGGCAAAAAAGUAUUUUGUUGUUUGUGGAUGCUUUUCAGAUGAAAAUGGUUUUAUUUUAGUUGAAAUAAAACAUUCCAAGAUCACAUUUCUUAAACAGUCAAAGAACGAACUAAGAAACAUUUUCUUCCAAAACAAAUGGGUCCAAGUACCAGAGGAGAUGAAUAAACCAACUCUGACACCAAAAACUCUAGUGUUUGCUGAUAGUAUAGGGAUUGGCCACCAGUUAGCUGAAUUUACAGAUGAUGGACUGGAGUUUGUACAUUUUAACAGCUGGGAUUUACAUGAACAAUUAACGAAAAAAAUCAAAAGUAAGUAUAAGGAGAUUUUGUUUAUGUGGGGAAUUCACACACCCAGUGAAAGUUCUCAAAAUCUGACUCACUACUUAGCAAAAUGCUGUGAAACAUAUCGACAAGUGAUUCUGGCUGUGAAACAACUUAUUCCAGGAGCCUCUAUAAGAACAGUCACAUUCAGAACAGCUGGAACCACGGUGGAUCACAUUAAUCCAGGCUUUGCUCUGAUUGGGAUGACUAGAAGUUGUAUAAUUGAGAUGUCUGACAUAACAUUUCAGCUGAUUGACAUUUCUUCUUCAAAUCGGGAAGAUGUAAAAACUCUGGCACAUGUUGUCCACAAUUUCAGUCCAAAGAACUAUCCAGAAAUUUGGAUAAACAAGGGUCAGAUAUUCACUAAUGAAGUUGCUAGAACUGAGAUGGACAUUGGAGAACAAAGGGUGCAUACUGUGCCUUUGAAAAAGUCUGACAGUUUUAUCUUACUUACUGAGAAUCCAUACAGGGUAACAGAGCUUUCAGCUGAACUAAAUAAUUCCAGUGACAUAAAGCUCACAGAAACAUGUGUUGAGGUUCAGAUUGAUUUGAUAUGUUCGCAUACAGAAGAUUUUUUUCCUGUUACUACCUCAAGCUUUGAGUUUGGAAAUACUUUGUACUGGAGCCAUUUGUCUAAGGAAAAACAUAACCUCAUUGCUCUGGAUUUCACUGGCACUGUAACAAAAGUUGGAAAAGGUGUUAAGAAGCUUAAAGUGGGUGAUCGCAUUGCUUCAUGUUAUCCUACAGCUGCAUCAUCCAGAACAAGUCUUCCUGAGUCUGUCUGUUACUUAAUCAAGAAGAUCCCAGUCUUAAGGAAACUGCCUUGUGUGUCUCUUUUUAUUCUAGCCUGGGAAAUUUUCCAUCGUCAACUGCCACCAGCAAAAAAUAAACCUAAGCUCAUAAUUAUAUCUUCAGCAAAAACCUCCAUCCUGAAUAUGAUUCUCAUUAAUACUGCAAAAAGAAGAGGAUGGGAUCCAAAAGUAUCAUCGGAGAUUGAUAUAAAUGCCAAGCAGUGCAGCGCCAUGAUUAUUCUGCAUUCAUCUACAAACAUUUUGAUGGAAGAUCUUUCUCAAUUACCCUUACUUAAGGAUUUAGUUUUAAUACGUUUCCAGGCCUUAAAUGAACACUGCAGGCAGGAUAUACACAUUUGUUUACUCAAUCCGGUUACCAUCUUGCAGAGAGGAUAUAUAUGUCGGUUUUCCAAAGACAUUUACAAAUGGCUACAGUCAAUACAUGAAGACAUAUCUCUAAAUCUGUCAACUUCCACACACGCUAGCAUAAACUGCAUUGAUGAUACAGGAUUCAGCUACUUCACAGCCCAUUCUUUACCACUUCUUGACCUUGACAAAAACAUCUCAAGUAUCUCACUGAUUGCAAAACAGGAAACACUAUUUAAACGUGGUGCUAUUUACAUAGUCACCGGUGGACUGACUGGUCUUGGAUUUGAAACAGUAAAGUUCAUUUUACGGAAUGGUGGUGGCAACAUUGUAAUUCUUUCCAGACGAAAUCCCACCCCUGAAAUGCGACAGGACAUAAAAAAGGCUAAGGGUGAUCAGAAAAAUGUCAUAAUCACAACCAUCUCAUGUGACAUAAGCAGUUACUCAGAGGUAACAAAAACCAUGCAUACUAUUCAGAAAAUAUUCCCCAACAUUCCAAUCAAAGGUGUUUUUCACAGUGCUGUAGUUUUACAUGACGGGGUUCUACAGCAUCUCGACAUAUCACUGUUUGAGAAGGUGUUGAAGCCUAAAGUGGAUGGGGCAAUAAAUCUGCACCGUGCUACAAUAAAUCAGGAACUGGAUUAUUUUGUAUGUUAUUCCUCUGUUGCUUCAUUUGUGGGAAAUGCUGCACAAGCAAAUUACGCAGCUGCCAACUCAUUUCUAGACAUAUUCUGUCAAUACAGAAGGAAUAUGGGUCUUUCUGGUCAAUCAAUCAACUGGGGUGCCCUCAAUCUUGGACUUUUAAACAAAAGAAACCACGUUCAAGAAAUGUUGGAAGCAAAAGGAUUAAUUCUUUUUAACACCGAGGAGAUGCAUAAACAUCUUAAAAAAUGUCUUAAACUUAAUAAUUCCCAACAAGCGAUCAUCAAAUUUGAUGUUCAGAUCAUGCAUGAUAACCUUCUGUCUUAUGUUCCAACACUGAAGAAGCGAAUAUACAAUGCAAUUAGGGAAGAAGUUAGUACUACGAAGGAUACAAUUCGUGCUAAUGUGUCUUCCAAACAUACUAACAUGAAAUCAGAAGAUUAUGUGAUGGCAGUGAUUAGUGAACUGACCAGUCUCAGUUUAAGUGAUAUCAUCAUGGACUCCUUCCUGAAUUCAUUGGGAAUUGACUCUAUGUUGGGCAUGACAUUACAGAACCGAAUACUUCAGGAAAAGAAUGUUCUCAUACCUAUUGUGAAAUUACUUGAUCCCAGCACUACUAUCUCAUCAAUUGUAUCCAUACUGAAUGAAAAUACUAACAAUUCACUAGAAGAAACAAAAUUUUAA
Molecule: messenger RNA, 6186 nt
Organism: Pelobates fuscus (common spadefoot toad)
Lineage: Eukaryota; Metazoa; Chordata; Amphibia; Anura; Pelobatidae
Product: phthioceranic/hydroxyphthioceranic acid synthase-like
Exons: 6
Coding region: 1-6186 (2061 amino acids)
Biological process (GO): fatty acid biosynthetic process
Molecular function (GO): 3-oxoacyl-[acyl-carrier-protein] synthase activity
Source: RefSeq, a predicted model, not a curated record